AUGCCAAUACCCGAUGGACCAUGGAGGGACGUAUCAAUGGAUUUCGUUACUGACCUUCCGGAAAGCGAUGGAUAUAAUGCGAUAUUGGUGGUAGUGGAUCGACUAACCAAGAUGCGACAUCUGAUCCCUACAACUAAAGAGGCGGAUUCAAAAGGAGUAGCGAGGUUGUAUAUCGAUAAUGUUUGGAAAUUACAUGGACUCCCUGAAACUAUGGUAUCUGAUCGAGGAACACAAUUUGUUGCGGAAUUCUGGAGGUCCCUUUGCGAUCGUUUGGAAAUAUCGCCAAAAUUCUCUACAGCGUUUCACCCCCAGACGGAUGGACAAACGGAAAGAAUCAAUGCUGUGAUGGAACAAUACCUUCGAAGUUAUGUUUCUUAUCAACAGGACGACUGGGUUCGAUGGUUGCCAAUGGCCGAGUUUGCAACAAAUAACCAUGCUUCGGAAACGACGAGAAUCUCUCCAUUUUAA
Molecule: messenger RNA, 468 nt
Organism: Morchella sextelata
Lineage: Eukaryota; Fungi; Ascomycota; Pezizomycetes; Pezizales; Morchellaceae
Exons: 1
Coding region: 1-468 (155 amino acids)
Biological process (GO): DNA integration
Molecular function (GO): nucleic acid binding
Source: RefSeq, a predicted model, not a curated record